Molecule: messenger RNA, 3253 nt
Organism: Gigantopelta aegis
Lineage: Eukaryota; Metazoa; Mollusca; Gastropoda; Neomphalida; Peltospiridae
Product: long-chain fatty acid transport protein 6-like
Exons: 12
Coding region: 238-2127 (629 amino acids)
Molecular function (GO): long-chain fatty acid-CoA ligase activity; long-chain fatty acid transmembrane transporter activity
Source: RefSeq, a predicted model, not a curated record
UAAAUAUUGGUUUCGUGUUAUGUGGAUUGAAGUUUGGAGUUUGACCGUCUGCAAAUUUAAGUUCAGGUCCAUACUAAAAGUCCAAACAUAAGGGUGUUUAUGGUGACUGACCAGUGGUUUUGACAUGUCAGGUGCAGCAAGCGUGUAAAGUCUGUAUGAGAGAAAUAAUAGGAGGCUUCCGUCCUCUUUCUUGUCAACAGUUUUGUGCAGUCCCAGAUGUAUCAUUAAUCCAGAGUUAUGCACAAUAAAAUUGUCUACAGCAUUGCAGGGGCCACUGGUGCCGCCUUGCUUUCAUGGAGAACUUUGUUUCCGUGGAUUGGUGAAGACGUUACAGUGUUGAAGGCAUCAUUGGCUGUUGCAAAAGUAAUGAAAGCAGCUCUUGAGAAUGGAAGACCUUUCAUUGACACGUUUGAAGAACAAGUUGUAAAGCAUGGGAAAAAGCCGUUAAUAAUAUUUGAUGAUAAUAUUUACACAUAUGAAUUCAUAAACGAACAAGCCAAUCGUGUGGCCAAUAUUGUCAAAACAUGGGGUGUCAGUUGUGGUGACACUGUAGCCAUUUUGAUCACCAAUGAGCCAGCAUUUGUGUGGACGACUUUAGGUCUUCAGAAACUUGGAAUAGUGUCAGCCAACAUCAAUUAUCACUUGAAGUUGGACCAGCUAGUGCAUUCUGUGGUGAACAGUGAGGCUAAAGCUCUUAUUGUGGGAGCAGGCGAGCACCUCUUCCAUUCCUUGUCGGAGGUUCGGGACAAACUUUGUGACAUCCCAGUCUACGUGCAAGGAGUUCAAUCGGGUGAUUUGCCUCCAGAGUACAUUUCCUUUGAUGAUCUCAUGUCACGGUCGCUUCCAGUACCAGUCGACAAGAACGUCAGGUCAAGUGUUACGCCUUUCAGCACGGCAUGUUUAAUCUUCACAUCGGGCACCACAGGAUUUCCAAAACCUGCCGUCGUGACACAUCUCAAAAUAUUUGGUCUGUCCGCGAUGAUAAAACUGGUGCAUGCUGGACCAGACGAUGUUGUGUAUGUACCGUUACCACUUUACCACUCUGCCGCUGGUGGAAUAGGCUUGUACGGAACUAUUGGUAGUGGCUGUACAAUGGUUUUGAGGAGGAAGUUUUCAGCCACAAAGUUCUGGGACGAUUGCCGGAAAUACAAUGUGACGAUUAUUCAAUACAUUGGCGAACUGUGUCGAUACCUUCUCGGACAGCCAAAGCAUCAUCUUGAUGGUGUUCACUCGAUUCGGGCAGCCAUAGGAAACGGCUUGAGGAGCGAUAUCUGGAAGAAAUUCCAGCACCGGUUCAGAAUUCCUCUGAUCUGUGAGUUCUAUGGUGCAACGGAGGGGACGGGGAUGACCUUCAACAUCUCCAACACGCCCGGGGCCAUUGGAAGACUCUCUCCUGUGUUGAAAUUUAUUCGCCCACCUGAUUUCUACCAGACACUGGUGAAGUAUGAUUACGCUACCGCUGAACCACUGAGGGACAAACAAGGCCGAUGUAUUGAAAUCCGAGCUGGUGAGAAAGGUUUGUUUAUCAGCAGUAUUCCACAGAUGCAGACGGACGCUGGGGUGAAGUUUUACAAGGCGUCCGACGCGGUCAACAAGAAGAAGAUUAUCCACAAUGCCUUUACAAACGGAGACCUCUUCUUCAACUCGGGCGAUCUCUUCUAUCUUGACAAAAACUACUUCGUUUAUUUUGCAGACAGAAUCGGCGACACUUUCAGAUGGAAGGGUGAAAAUGUCUCCACAACAGAAGUCGCUAACAUUCUUACACAGGCAAGCUUUGUACAAGACGCCAAUGUCUAUGGUGUCCAUAUUCCAGGUCACGAUGGACAAGCCGGCAUGGCAGCCAUCACUUUGCGUGGCAGUGAACCAAUAUCUGCAGACAGUCUAAAAACACUUGCGAAGAUUUGUCAAGACAAUCUGCCAAGUUAUGCCCGGCCUCUGUUUUUGAGAAUCCAGAAGGAAGCAUCGAUCACAGCCACGUUCAAACAGCAGAAGUUCAACCUCGUCGAGGAAGGGUUCGACCCCGCCAAGGUCCGAGAUCCACUCUACUAUCUCAACCAUGAGAACCAUCAGUACAUCCCAGUCACGUCGGAACUUUACGCGCAGCUUCUCACCAAGUCCAAGCUGUGAGAACAACAGUUGCUGGAUACAGGACUUUACAGGAGAUUUGUUUUGGGUUUUUUAUUCAUGGAGUUUAUUUUUAUACAGUGCACUCAUUUAUACCAGAUUAAUCAUGUACGGCAGCUGUCAGUUAUCGAAUCCAGUAUGUAACCCACAUUGAAUUUUAUUCGUCGGUUUUAUCCAGAUUGAUUCAGGUACCAGGUAUUGAUAAAUGAAUUGUGUUAACCUGAUUAAUCAUGUAGCGCAAAUUUUGUCCACUUUGUUCAAAUUGUGUUAACUUGAUUAAUCAUGACAUGCAAAUUUUUUAUAAGUUGUUUAAACCAGAUUUAUUUUUAGUGCAAAAUGUGUCAUCCUAAUCCAAUUUGUGUAAGCCUGAUUGUUCUGGUAGUGCAAAAUUUGUCUACUUAAUCCAAAUUGUGUAAACGUAAUUGUUCUGGUAGUGCAAAAUAUAUUCAUCAAAUCCAAAUUAUCUUAAUCCAUAGUUUGUACAGGGUUUUUUAAAGUUAUUUAAAAAACCAAAAACAAUCAUUUUUGAAACCUUGGAUGACUGGAAAAAGGAAAAGUAUUUUCACUUUAUUUGGAAAAAAAUAUAAAAGCACGGAAGUUACAAUGUAAAUAUACUUGUGGCAUGCCAUGUGCAGUCUCUAUAACCACACAAUUUUUAAAUUGCUUACUGCAUCAUGCAAUAUCACUUAAAAGCAUGGUACAAGUCAGUUAUCACAUAAAUUUACGUCUUUUAGUUUAUUUUUCAAUAACCCGAAAAAAGGUUGAUAUGCAAACCAGAAUAUUCUCAACAAAAUGAAUUAAGGGUCCAUCUGUGUGACUUAGGGUAAUUUUUCACUGGUAUCCUGUUAUUUUUAAAUAAACCAAUUGUGAUCACAGGUUACUUCUAAACUUUAUUUCAGUAAACUUUGACCUUUGACACACACACAAAUCUUAUUGCAAUGCACAUUACGCUACAAGUCGUUAUACUGGUUCGCAAUGAAUCCUAUAUUUUAUUACUCUAAAUUGAGGACGGGACGUAUCCCAGUGGUAAAGCGCUCGUUUGAUGCAUUGUCAGUUUGAGAUCGAUCCUGUCGGUAGGCCCAUUGGGCUAUUUCUCGUUCCAACCAGUGCACCACAACUGGUAUAUCAA